UUUUUGUGAGAAACACGUUUUGCGUUUGCAUUCUUUUAAAUAAAAUAACCAUGAGCGAGGACGGCAAGAAGUGCCAACUGGAUGAGAUACAGCUGCUGCUGAUCGAGCGCAUCUCCAAGAAUGACACGAACGGCUUCAAGCAGCUGCUGGGACAGCUAAAAGGCGGCGUCAACUUUGUGGACGACAGUGGAAUGUCGAUUUUGGCGCACGCCAGUUUCAAGGGUAACAAGGAAGUGGUGCAACUGCUGCUGGACAUGGGUGCAGACAUUCAUCUGAAUCAACACGGCGCUGAUUAUACGCCGUUGCACUUUGCCGCCUUGUCCGGCAACACGCAGGUUUGCCGGAUACUCCUGGAUGCUGGCAUCAAUCCCAACAGUAUAAACAGCGUAUCUCGCACUGCCUCGCAGAUGGCCGCCUUCGUGGGCAAUCACGCUUGCGUGGAGACCAUCAACAACUACGUGACAUGUUCCGGUUUGGAGUACUACACACAGCUGCACGGACAGCAGACGGAGCCGCACAUUCCGCCCGUACUGCUGAAGUCCUUUCACACCUUUGUCACGGAGAUCAAUCUGCAUCCAGUUCGAAUUACACUUAAUGCACAAUCGCUGGGUCUGCUGAAGAUACUGCCCAAUCUCCGCAAGGCUUUGGUGCUGAUGUGCGAGAAGGAGAUGCAAAAGACACACGACAUCAACGAACUGAUGGCAUUUAAAUUCCACUAUUUGGGCUGGAUUGUGGGGGAGUUGUUGCGCUGCGAGGAGCAGUUCAAGGCACAGCACAAGGACAAAUCCGCCGAAGGAGAUUCCAGCACUAAAGGCGACUUCAUCGAGGUCUUCGUUAAGCGUGUGCUCAAGGAAAACAAGCUGGGACAACUGGACUACGUCGAAUUUACAGUGCGCGAGUGUGCACGGGAAUUCCCCUUCCGCGAGUGCACGGUGUUCCGGCAAAUAGCCACGCAACUGGGAGCCAAGGAUGCACCGCCAGCAUUGGUCAUCCUACGUAAUGCCAUCAAUGGAAUGCGUGGCUUUGUGGACGAGACGAGCUACUGCAGUUCCUGUGGCCAGGAGAAGCCCGACAAGAAGUGCUCCAAGUGCAAGGCGGUGCAGUACUGCGAUCGGGAGUGCCAGCGUCUCCAUUGGUUCAUGCACAAGAAGAGUUGUCCACGUUUGUUGGCCGCCGUCUUGGCGGGAGCAGGCUCAAAGGAUCAACCCAAGGCGCCCAUUGAUGCUUCCGAGUUGCGCGAGGAGCUGGCCAAAUUGUCAGCCUAAGGUUGCAGGCGCAAUAUUUAACUGCAAUUUAAUAAUAAACUUAUUCAGAAGUGUCGAAAAUCA
This is a messenger RNA of Drosophila innubila, 1328 nucleotides long. RefSeq names its product ankyrin repeat and MYND domain-containing protein 2. Gene Ontology annotation, molecular function: protein binding. The record is from RefSeq and is a predicted model, not a curated record. Bases 51 to 1265 code for a protein of 404 amino acids. The transcript has 3 exons. NCBI's taxonomy places the organism in Eukaryota, Metazoa, Arthropoda, Insecta, Diptera, Drosophilidae.